Molecule: messenger RNA, 1204 nt
Organism: Magnolia sinica
Lineage: Eukaryota; Viridiplantae; Streptophyta; Magnoliopsida; Magnoliales; Magnoliaceae
Exons: 6
Coding region: 78-1100 (340 amino acids)
Cellular component (GO): mitochondrion
Molecular function (GO): prostaglandin-E synthase activity
Source: RefSeq, a predicted model, not a curated record
UCAAACCAAUAUAAAACCCCGUUCAUUUUGUCGAGGCUACCUGUAUCUCUCUUGGCAUUUCUACGAACGGAACAAGGAUGGCAGGAGUGCCUCGUGGUCUCGCCUCUCACCUCCUUCGUCGAUCUCUCCUUCCAUCCUCAAUACCUGCCGUCGAUCGCAGCAAGCUCCUCCACGCGUCCUUCCACAGCAGCUCUUCAUCUUCUUCUUCCUUUUCUUCUCGCUUCUUCUCUUCUCCCACGACCUCCUCCGACCUCUCCCCUCGCUCCUCCAAGCCCCUCUCUCUCGCCCUUGCAGGUGCCUUAUCCUUCUCCUUCGCCGCAUCAUCCAUUUCAACGGCCGCAAUAGCCAAAGAGCCCCUAUCGCCUGAUCUCCUACCCCGCGAAGUCGUCCUCUAUCAGUAUGAAGCAUGCCCCUUCUGCAACAAAGUCAAAUCAUUCCUAGAUUAUCAUGACAUACCAUACAAAGUUGUGGAGGUCAACCCCCUAAGUAAAAAAGAAAUCAAGUGGUCCGAUUAUAAGAAGGUUCCAAUACUGACAGUGGAUGGUGAACAGCUAGUUGACUCAUCAGGAAUACAAGCUUUUGGCUGUGAUGGUGCAGAUAUAAUUGAGAAGUUAAGCCAUAGGAUCCAUCCUGAAAAACAGGUUCUUAGUGAUGAUGAAGAGAAGAAAUGGAGAAGGUGGGUUGAUGAUCACUUGGUCCAUGUCUUAUCACCAAAUAUAUACCGAAAUACUUCUGAGGCACUUGAAUCAUUUGAUUAUAUCACGAGCCAUGGCAACUUCAGCUUUACAGAGAGGUUGACCGUGAAAUAUGCAGGAGCAGCAGCUAUGUAUUUUGUAUCCAAGAAACUGAAGAAGAAACAUAAUAUCACCGAUGAGCGUGCAGCUUUGUAUGAAGCUGCAGAAACAUGGGUUGAAGCACUGAAUGGCAGAGAUUUUCUUGGGGGCUCCAAUCCUAAUUUGGCAGACCUUGCUGUCUUUGGAGUCCUAAGACCAAUUAGAUACCUAACGUCUGGUAAAGAUAUGGUAGACAACACCCGAAUUGGUGACUGGUACACACGCAUGGAGACGGCAGUUGGUGAGCCUUCGAGGAUCAAAUCUUAAAAUGUAUGCAAUUUAUUUUACCAGAGCACAUAAAAUAAUCAUACUUUACAGUUCUGCUGUUACAAUUCAUUGUUUAAAAAGCAAAUUUUGCCAUUUUGAUCGUA